GACAAUUUGCAGGCCUCGGAGGAAUCCGCGCAUAACCUCAACAGCCACAAGGGCCCAGCAUCUCUAGGUGCAUGACAUCGUUGCAUCUGAAACACUACCUGCUUUUGCCCAGCACGUUCGCAGCCUUAGCCCCGGAGAGAAUCCCAGCCCAAACUGCGCUUGUGCAGACUGGCCGAUGGGGCUGGCGAUUGACCGACUCUUUCUUAUACCUGUUGUCGCGCUAUCAGGCGAUGCUCCGUCUUGUGAGGUAGACUCAAAGUACGCGCCAUGGCCAAUUCCAAAUAUGAAUACGUGCGCUUUUUCGAGCAGCCAGACAUCCUGUUGUCGAACACCUGGAUUGUGGUGCGAAUCGAUGGACGCGGUUUCUCCAAGCUGACGACGAAAUACAAGUUCGUCAAGCCGAACGACCGAGAUGCGUUGGAUCUCAUGAACGAGGCCGCCGAGGCCGUGAUGCGGGAGCUGCCAGAUCUCGUAAUAGCGUACGGCAACAGCGACGAAUACAGUUUUGUUUUUCACAAGGACUGCAUGCUGUUCGAGAGAAGAGCAAGCAAGCUCGUCACUACCAUCGUCUCUACCUUCACAUCUUAUUACGUUUUCUUGUGGUCAAAGUAUUUCCCCCAAAAGCCGUUGACGCCACCUUUACCGUCGUUCGACGGCCGAGCAGUCUGCUACCCAAGCGACCUAAACUUGAGAGACUACAUGAGCUGGCGACAAGUCGAUUGUCACAUCAACAAUCUAUACAACACCACAUUUUGGACGCUCGUUCAGCAAGGCGGUAUGUCGCCCCAAGAAGCCGAGCAAAGAUUGUCUGGCACGGUCUCGGCGGACAAGAACGAGAUCCUAUUCAAAGAGUUUGGCAUUAACUACAACAAUGAGCCGGAUUGCUUCAAGAAAGGCACUAUCCUAUAUCGAGAUCUCCAAGCGCUGACAGCACAGUUCUUCCCAACAGAAGAUCCGCAAGCGAAAUCUACAGCAGCCGCGGAGAACGAACCUUCUGUUCUAGCCCAGCCUCAGCCAGUGCGAUCACACUCACGGCCUUUGUCUCAAGCGGGAAACUUGACCCCAUCACGACGAGCAUCGUCUCCAGUUCUGCCGAUAUUUUCCUCGCCCACAGGACCGACCUUUCUCUCUACAGCUUCGACGCCAUCGCCUCCUCCAGCACUGCAAAGACCGAAGGGCAUGGGCUUUCCAAAUCCGCUCCAAUCGAACCCUGUCAGCCCCCAUAACACUAUCUACUCGCAAAACACCAUGCCGCUCUCGCCGCCUUCAACUCUGACAUCGCCAACGGUCAAGCAGGCUCUCCCAUCGCUGAUGCCGUUACCCUUAUCACCCCCGAUACUGAAGCCAAGUACGAAACCGCCGCAGUCCCUUGAUGCACCUAACCCGACCACGCGUGCAAACUUCUCGCCUACAGCUCCUCCAGCUGACUUCUCAAAUCCGUUUGUAGAGCGCAGUAAGACGCAGUUGAGGGAAAAGCCUAUAUCGCAUUCAGCAUCUGCUUCGAUGUCUACCUCGGGACCGUCGGAGCCAAAACUCAAGCACCGCUCACCUAGUCUUUCUCAAAUCCAUACAUAUCUCGCGUCCAGCAGCACAGGGCCGCCCUCGAUACCGCUCCGGAUAUCGAGCAUUCCGGCUAACACAAAGCCACGUAAAUUAUCUCUGCUCCAUCUUCGGUCGAAUUCCAAUCUCAGGGACAACAGUGGUGAAGGGAAGGAAAAUGCUGCCAGCUCCCUGCAAGGCCCUACAACACCCCCCAGGUCUAGUCCGCCAUUGAACACCAACAAGGAGCUCCCAAGCCCCCCUGGCGGUGAUGGAAGAGUUUUCAAUGACCCCAAUAAGAGGAAAGGGAGCACCGGGUGGCAGUAUGAUGAACACCCUGGGAUUGCUGAACUACCGGCCAACUCAGCUCGUCACUCUCGCCAGCAAUCGCAGCCCGUCCCAGCGUCGAACGAAUGGGGCUCGUAUGCGCACGUCUAUGACACGCUUCAGAGCUCCGUUCCUGGUACUCAACCAUCCGCCAGUACAGAUGGUCGGCUAGCUACAUCGGCCAGAGAAAAGUCAAGUUCAAAACGACAUGCGCCAACAAAGUCCGAAGUUAAGUCUGAGAAGCGUAAGUCUAAGGACUUAUCGAAGUCUGAUUCAAAAAACAAGACCCGCCCUGCUGCUGCCGACCCGGCCGCAAUAACGGGUCAACCCUUGCAGAUGAGCCGCACUCAAAAGGAGAAAGACCGAAAGAGACGUAGCAAAGCUAGGAUCAUCACGGAACACGUCGAUCUUAUCAAGGACGACUUCUGGGAGAAGAGACCGUGGAUCUUGAGUGGGAAGGCAGGCUAG
Messenger RNA from Boeremia exigua, 2334 nucleotides. RefSeq names its product tRNAHis guanylyltransferase-domain-containing protein. Bases 268 to 2334 code for a protein of 688 amino acids. The transcript has 7 exons. Gene Ontology annotation, biological process: tRNA modification. The record is from RefSeq and is a predicted model, not a curated record. Gene Ontology annotation, molecular function: tRNA guanylyltransferase activity; magnesium ion binding. Lineage: Eukaryota; Fungi; Ascomycota; Dothideomycetes; Pleosporales; Didymellaceae.